This is a messenger RNA of Coregonus sp. 'balchen', 17095 nucleotides long. Lineage: Eukaryota; Metazoa; Chordata; Actinopteri; Salmoniformes; Salmonidae. The record is from the annotation of a GenBank genome assembly.
GGAACGUAACGUGUGGUUGCGCUUUAGAAGUUGAUCCCUGGGCUGGGUUUCAGUUAAAAAAUAUGCUUCCUCCCCUCUGCCCUGCUUCAUUCGCCUUCAGAUCUGAGACCACUGGAUGAAUGUAAGCAAAAUGUAAACAUUAUUUCUACAAUUUGCUUUCAACAGACGCCCCAGAUGUGCGAGGGGGACUGAACAAAUGGCACAGGGGAGGGAGCGACUCAUAUUUGAUAUGAAACGCAGCCUUGGUUGCUACAGGUGAAAUGUUGUUUACAUCCGGGUUGUUUCGGACGAAAACAACACACAACAAGCGGAGAAGCAGCCAACUCUGUGUAGUGUAGUUGCUAAGCCGAUUUGACACUACGAUGGCAGGGGAGACAGAAGACGAGAUACCUGGUAAGACAGCUAGCUAUAUAGCUAACGUUAGCUAGUUACAUUAUUCGCCCGUUUGCAAACGUUUCGGGAUGAAUAUGAAAUAUAUCGCUUGCUAACGGUAGCUAGUGUGCUAGCAAACGUAAACUAGCACGCUGCAUAAGCAAAGUAGCCAGCCAAGAUAGCACUAGUGAAAAUGAGCUAACAAGCUGUCAACAAGUGACAGCCUCCAUGUGCGCCGUUGUUUACGUGUGUCCUGAAGAAUAAUGUCACAGACAAAAGGGAAAAGUAUAUUUGAUAAUGUGGUUAACAGGUAGCUAACUAGCUAAAUUAGCUUUUGGUGCUGUAUUAUGGUUUUCACUAGAUUGGAUACAGUUUAUGUCAGAGUAGACUUUUAGUAGGUGGUUAGGAGAAUUGGGUUAAAGGCCCAGUGCAGUCAACGUGAUUUCCCUGUUUUUUAAAUAUAUAUAUUUCCACACCAUGAGGUUGCAAUUAUACUGUGAAAUUGUGGAAAUUAUGAUGAUGUCAUUUUAGUUCAAGAGCUGUUUGAAAAUGUCCACCUGAAAUUUCAGCCUGUUUUGGUGGGAUGGAGUUUGGGGGUAAAUUAGUUAAUAGACCAAUAAGGAAGAGAGUUCCACAUCUCUGCCAAUAACAGCUAGUUUUCAGUUUUCCCCUCCCCACUCAGACCACGCCGAAAGUCCUAGUAAAAUUAUUGUUUGAGAAAUUGCACUUUGCUAGUAUUUGUUAACUAUAACUGUUUAUUUUUGACCAUUUUAUUUGAAAACAACCACAGUAAGGUACUUCAUUGUUACCCAAAAAUUAUUUGAUAUUGAGAUGAAAAAAAGAAAAAAAAAGUCUGAAUUGAACCUUUUGUAAGGUUGGGUUAGCUAAAAUGCAACUUUUGACGUCAAUUUGUAUCCCAUCUAGCCAUCACUGUGUAUUAUUAGCCGGCUAGCUAGCUAUUUGAGAUGUGAUCGUUGUUGUUUGUGUUCUAACAGAAACGGGAGCAGUCUUCACCUUUGGAAAAAGCAAAUUUGCAGAUAACGUCCCCAGUAAAUUUUGGCUGAAAAAUGAUGUACCACUGAACAUCUCCUGUGGGGAUGAGCACACGGCAUUGAUAACAGGUCAGUGACUGAUGACGUUUUCAAAUUGAUAGUAGUGAUCAGAGCCAUAUGACAAUAGGCCUGCAAUUCGGAAGAACAUCUGAAAUAAGAUACAUUUAUUUUGCUAACACACUCUAUCACACAUUUCAAGUCCAUUUUUAAGCAAAUGAAAUGCUGCUCACCUGCAGCUGCUAUUAUAAUAUUCAUGUCCCUGUUCCUGUAGCUUCCUCAAGUGAUGUUAUUUAUUUAUUUUUCAACAGAGAAUGGCAAGCUUUUCAUGUUUGGCAGUAAUAACUGGGGUCAGCUGGGUUUGGGAUCAAAGACCAUGGUGAACAAGCCCACUUGUGUGAAAGGUUGGUCUAAAUUGCUCUCUCUUUUGUAUGGUUCAAAAGCAGUGCUCUCUUGUAUUGCUGGCAUACACAGCUGCUUAUCUCCCCUUGAAUGUACUAGACAAGAGGGAGCAGGGAGGGUGGGAAACAGACAAUAUAGCCACUAAAAUCAAAUGUCCCAAUGUCUGUGGCUUAAACUAAGUGUCGAUGCUGUUGUUUAAAAAAAAUGUGAACGGGUAUACUAGUAGCAGGAGACAAAGACAGAGAUUUGUCACUGCUGUAACCCCAAUCUGGAGGGGUCUGUAAUCUGUAAUAAUCUAAUCUCCCGAGCAGGAGGGCAGCAGAGGAGAGAGAGAGCGAGGGAUGGCCUGCUAUUGUGGUUGACUGCAAUCUGAAAACGACUGUCUUUCUCCUUCUUGUCUUUCUCUAAGCUUUGAAGUCUGAAAAGGUGCGGCUUGCAGCCUGCGGAAGAAAUCACACUACAGUUUACACGUGUAAGUACACAGUUAUGACCACAGGUACAGUAUAAAUGAUGACGGGUACCAAAGUAUGAUCCAAUUACUAGGUGAAAGUUGACUCUUUGUGUCUUGCAAGGUGUAGGCCUUUUACCAAGUUUGUGAUCAAUUCAUUUUAAAGGUCCAAUAGAGCUGUUUUUAUCGCAAUAUCAAAUCAUUUCUGGGUAACAUAAGUACCUUACUGUGAUUGUUUUCAAUUAAAAUGGUGAAAAAUAAGAAUUAAAAAAUAGCUUCUUAGCAAGAAUUUUGCUAGGACUGUAGACUUUAUUGGCAGAGAGGUUUGGAACUCUCUUUCUUAUUGGUCUAUUAAUGAACUCAUUUACCACCUGGUGAUGUCACCAGGCAGGCCAAAACUCCAUCCCACCACAACAGGCAGACAUUUCAGGCGGUCUUUUCAAACAGCACUUACACUAAAAGGGCAUUAUCAUAAUUUUCACAAUUUCAUAGUAUUAUUCCAACCUCAGUGUGGAAAUAUAUACAGCUGUGUGUGUGUGUGUGGUGUGUGUGUGUAUAUACCCCUGAAAUAUAAAGAAAAACCCUUGAAUGAGUAGGUGUGUUCUAUAGUUUGGACACACCUACUCAUUCGAGGGUUUUUCUUUAUAUUUACUAUUUUCAACAUUGUAGAAUAAUAGCGAAGACAUCAAAACUAUGAAAUAACACAUAUGGAAUCAUGUAGUAACCAAAAAAGUGUUAAACAAUUUUUUUAUAAUUGAGAUUCUUCAAAUAGCCACCAUUUGCCUUGAUGACAGCUUUGCACACUCUUGGCAUUCUCUCAACCAGCUUCACCUGGAAUGCUUUUCCAACAGUCUUGAAGGAGUUCCCACAUAUGCUGAGCACUUGUUGGCUGCUUUUCCUUCACUCUGAAAUCCGACUCAUCCCAAACCAUCUCAAUUGGGUUGAGGUCGGGGGAUUGUGGAGGCCAGGUCAUCUGAUGCAGAACUCGAUCACUCUCCUUCUUGGUAAAAUAGCCCUUACACAGCCUGGAGUUGUGUUGGGUCAUUGUCCUGUUGAAAAACUAAUGAAAGACCCACUAAGCCCAGACCAGAUGGGAUGGCAUAUCGCUGCAGAAUGCUGUGGUAGCCAUGCUGGUUAAGUGUGCCUUGAAUUCUAAAUAAAUCACAGACAGUGUCACCAGCAAAGCACCCCCACACCAUAACACCUCCUCCUCCAUGCUUUACGGUGGGAACUACACAUGCGGAGAUCAUCCGUUCACCCACACCGCGUCUCACAAAGACACGGCUGUUGGAACCAAAAAUCUUCAAUUUGGAGAUAGUAGUGGUUUCUUUGCAGCAAUUCGAUCAUGAAGGCCUGAUUCACACAGUCCCCUCUGAACAGUUGAUGUUGAUGUGUCUGUGACUUGAACUCUGUGAAGCAUUUAUUUGGGCUGCAAUUUCUGAGGCUGGUAACUCUAAUGAACUUAUCCUCUGCAGCAAAGGUAACUCUGGGUCUUCCAUUCCUGUGGCGGUCAUCAUGAGAGCCAGUUUCAUCAUAGCGCUUGAUGGUUUUUGCAACUGCACUUGAAGAAACUUUGCGUUAAGAAGGAAAGAAAUUCCACAAAUUAACAAGGCACACCUGUUAAUUGAAAUGAAUUCCUGGUGACUACGUCAUUAAGCUAGUUGAGAGAAUGCCAAGAGUGUGCAAAGCUGUCAUCAAGGCAAAGAGUGGCUAUUUAAAGAAUCUCAAAUAUAUUUAGAUUUGUUUAACACUUUUUUUGGUUACUACAUGAUUCCAUAUUUACAUUUGACAUUUUAGUCAUUUAGCAGACGCUCUUAUCGAGAGCGACUUACAGUUAGUGAGUGCAUACAUUUUUCAUACUGGCCCCCCGUGGGAAUCGAACCCACAACCCUGGCGUUGCAAACGCCAUGCUACACGGGAUAUGUGUUAUUUCAUAGUUUUGAUGUCUUCACUAUUAUUCAACUAUGUAAAAAAACUGUAAAAAUAAAGAAAUAAUGUGUAGGUGUGUCCAAACUUUUGACUUGUAGUGUGAUUUAUAUAUAUAUAAAAAUAUAUAUAGAGAGAGAAAUAAACGUUUUUGACUGCACUGGGCCUUUAACUUUUAUAUUGUAAUCCUUGUUGUAGUAGAACUGAGAGUGAUUAAUGUGUGUCUUGUCCACAGCUCAGGGAAACGUGUACUCUACCGGUGGAAACAACGAAGGUCAGCUAGGUCUGGGAGACUGUGAGGAGAGGACAGCCUUCCAAUUGGUGGACUUCUUUAGUUCACAUGGACCAAUCAAAAUGCUUGCUGCCGGCUCCAACACCUCUGCUGCCCUCACAGGUAAGACUUUCCCAUUGUACAGUGAGGGAAAAAAGUAUUUGAUCCCCUGCUGAGUUUGACGUUUGCCCACUGACAAAGAAAUUAUCAGUCUAUAAUUUUAAUGGUAUUUAUUUGAACCGUGAGAGACAGAAUCACAACAAAAAAAUCCAGAAAAACGUAUGUCAAAAAUGUUAUAAAUUGAUUAGCAUUUUAAUGAGGGAAAUAAGUAUUUGACCCCCUCUCAAUCAGAAAGAUUUCUGUCUCCCAGGUGUCUUUUAUACAGGUAACGAACUGAGAUUAGGAGCACAUUCUUAAAGGGAGUGCUCCUAAUCUCAGCUUGUUACCUGUAUAAAAGACACCUGUCCACAGAAUCAAUCAAUCAGUUUCCAAACUCUCCACCAUGGCGAAGACCAAAGAGCUCUCCAAGGAUGUCAGGGACAAGAUUGUAGACCUACACAAGGCUAGAAUGGGCUACAAGACAAUCGGCAAGCAGCUUGGUGAGAAGGUGACAACCAUUGGUGCGAUUAUUCGCACAUGGAAGAAACACAAAAUAACUGUCAAUCUCCCUCGGCCAGGGGCUCCAUGCACGAUCUCACCUCGUGGAGUUGCAAUGAUCAUGAGAACGGUGAGGAAUCAGCCCAGAACUACACAGGAGGAUCUUGUCAAUGAUCUCAAGGCAGCUGGGACCAUAGUCACCAAGAAAACAAUUGGUAACACACUACGCUGUGAAGGACUGAAAUCCUGCAGCGACCGCAAGGUCCCCCUGCUCAAGAAAGCACAUAUACAGGCAGGUCUGAAGUUUGCCAAUGAACAUCUGAAUGAUUCAGAGGAGAACUGGGUGAAAGUGUUGUGGUCAGAUGAGACCAAAAUCGAGCUCUUUGGCAUCAACUCAACCCGCCGUGUUUGGAGGAGGAGGAAUGCUGCCUAUGACCCCAAGAACACCAUCCCCACCGUCAAACAUGGAGGUGGAAACAUUAUGCUUUGGGGGUGUUUUUCUGCUAAGGGGAUAGGACAAUUCACCAUAUCAAAGGGACGAUGGACGGGGCCAUGUACCGUCAAAUCUUGGGUGAGAACCUCCUUCCCUCAGCCAGGGCAUUGAAAAUGGAUCGUUGAUGGGUAUUCCAGCAUGACAAUGACCCAAAACACACGGCCAAGGCAACAAAGGAGUGGCUCAAGAAGAAGCACAUUAAGGUCCUGGAGUGGCCUAGCCAGUCUCCAGACCUUAAUCCCAUAGAAAAUCUGUGGAGGGAGCUGAAGGUUCGAGUUGCCAAACGUCAGCUUCGAAACCUUAAUGACUUGGAGAAGAUCUGCAAAGAGGAGUGGGACAAAAUCCCUCCUAAGAUGUGUGCAAACCUGGUGGCCAACUACAAGAAAUUUCUGACCUCUGUGAUUUCCAACAAGGGUUUUGCCACCAAGUACUAAGUCAUGUUUUGCAGAGGGGUCAAAUACUUAUUUCCCUCAUUAAAAUGUAAAUCGAUUUAUAACAUAUUUUUGACAUGCGUUUUUCUGGAUUUUUUUGUUGUUAUUCUGUCUCUCACUGUUCAAAUAAACCUACCAUUAAAAUUAUAGACUGAUCAUGUCUUUGUCAGUGGGCAAACGUACAAAAUCAGCAGGGGAUCAAAUACUUUUUUUCCCUCACUGUAAGUCACAACCUCUGAGUUACAACUAUGAGUGUGUUCUGGUUCAUAUUGAUGACAAGUGAUUUCAAUUUUUUACUGAUGACCAUCGAAUAAAACAACAGUUGCACUUCUUUACUAUCGACUGUCUGUAUUUCUGUUGCUCCUCCUCACCUGGUUUUUGCUGGAACUAAUCACUGUGAUGAUGUCCUUGUUCUAGAGAGUGGGAAGCUGUUCAUGUGGGGUGACAACACCGAGGGUCAGAUCGGCCUGGGGAAGGAGAGCAGUGCCCUGACCCCCCAGGAGGUCACUGUGGGUCGGCCAGUGGCCUGGGUGUCCUGUGGGUACUACCACUCUGCCUUGGUCACUGGUGAGAGGACAAUGACAUAGCCUACUUCAGCACUGUCAACAUGGCAUGUCACAUGAUUCCACAACUUUGUGGGAAUAGGGAGUUAACCCAUCGUGUUUGAAGAGGUUUUCUUGGGUUGGUAGAAUAAUGUCUAGGUAUAGAUGUAAGAAUAGGUAAAUAUGUUAAUGCAAUUAAUCAACAGGGAAUCUAUUUUGUCACAGUUGACGGGGGCCUGUACACGUUUGGGGAGCGCGACAGCGGCAAACUGGGCCUGGCCACGGGUCAGCUGGAUGGACACCGUGUGCCCCAGCUGGUGAAGGGCAUCACAGACCGGGUGACCCAGGUGGCAUGUGGAGGCGGGCACACCGUGGCUGUGACAGGUAGGCAGCUUGGUGUCAACCAGUGGACAGUUGACUCUCACAAGGCUGUGGCUUCCAGCAAAUCCCAUGAACAAGUUUUGGUCCCACUUUGAAAGUGUCCUUAAAAUGCACGUAUUUAUCCAAAUAGUGAAGUUAGGUACUGUAAAGUAUACAUGCACAUUGUUAUAAUUUAAUGUUGUACCUGUUUGUGGUUGUGCACUACUUUGUUUUAUAUGCAUAAAGAAACAGUCUGGGGUUUUUCUCUAUGGCACAAAGCAUCAGGAGAUGGUGUGUUAACCAUGUAGCGCUGUGUUUGAUUUGACUCUAUUUUGUUUAUAUAUUUUUUAUUUUAUUUAACUAGGCAAGUCAGUUAAGAACAAAUGUUUAUUUACAAUAUCUGCCUACCGGUCUGAUUUGGCUCUAGAUGAGGACCUGUACACCUUUGGCCUGGGUCAGUUUGGUCAGCUGGGCCAGGGGACCUGUAUCUUUGAGGCGAGGCUACCCAGAGCGGUGGAUCACUUCAGGAAGGGACGAGUACGACAGGUGAUGUGUGGGGAGAACCACACUGCUGUCAUCACAGGUAAACAGGCCUAGCGGACCCAAUCCCCCCCCCCCCCCCCCCCCCAAACAGUUAUAAUUCAGAAAACGUUACAAAGACAUUGUCAAUGUGCUAACUUUUAUACAACAGUGGUGCUAGCAUUUUAUAAAUAACCUCUAUUGCCAUUUGCCAUGAUAACAUUGCUUGCUUCUGUUAAGUUGAUUGACAUGUGGUUGUCAUGGUUUCAGACAGUGGUCUUCUCUAUACCUUUGGGGACGGGAGACAUGGGAAGCUGGGUCUGGGAGAGGAGAACUUCACCAAUCAAUUCAAGCCCACUCUGUGUCCACGCUUCCUCAAGUACAAUGUCCAAGCAGUAUGUACCUCAUGUUUUCAACUGAUGGCUGAAUUGUAACUUGAGAAUUUCCCUUUGACAUCAUUGCAUGGCUGAUGUCACAUUUAAAGUUCUGCACAUUUAUCUCAAGUUUAGAUUUUUCCCUGAAAGCAUAACAAAGUGAGGAUAGUUGGACGUUUAGUCUUCUCGUAUCCAUUUGUCUAGUGCAGGAUUGAGGUCAAUUUCAUUUUGUCCGUGUUCCAGGUGACAUGUGGAGGUUGUCACAUGCUGGUUCUAGCCAAGCCCAGAAACAAGAGCUGUCAGGAGGUGACUCUGGAGGAGGAUGAUGUCACAGAGGACUACCUGGAGAAGUCCUACACAGAGCUCCUAGGGGACACCCUCAACUCCACCCCUGCUACCCUGAACCGUAGCCUCUCUGCCCGGGUCAGGAGGAGAGAGAGGGUGGGUACUGGGUACUGGCCUGGGGAUCCACACAUGUAAAGGUGGGAGUGUUGGGAGUCUCAACAUCCAGUCCCUGAACCGCCACAGGUCCCUGGGAUGUUGCUAUUGAGUCAGUACUUAAGUGUGUUAAUGUAAGUGGCCUGGUUCUCUAAGGAGAUCCCUAACUAGACAUUCUACACCUUCUAGCACUGUCAACAUGGGGCCUAAUCAUGGGUCUAACAAGUAGUGGAUAUAAGUAACAACAUGGGGCCUAAUCAUGGGCCUAACAAGUAGUGGAUAUAAGUAACAACAUGGGGCCUAAUCAUGGGCCUAACAAGUAGUGGAUAUAAGUAACAACAUGGGGCCUAAUCAUGGGCCUAACAAGGAGUGGAUAUAAGUAACAACAUGGGGCCUAAUCAUGGGCCUAACAAGUAGUGGAUAUAAGUAACAACAUGGGGCCUAGUCAUGGGCCUAACAAGGAGUGGAUAUAAGUAACAACAUGGGGCCUAAUCAUGGGCCUAACAAGGAGUGGAUAUAAGUAACAACAUGGGGCCUAAUCAUGGGCCUAACAAGUAGUGGAUAUAAGUAACAACAUGGGGCCUAAUCAUGGGCCUAACAAGGAGUGGAUAUACAGUACCAGCAAAAGUUUGGACACACCUACUCAUUCCAGGGUCAUUCUUUAUUUGUACUAUUUUCUACAUUGUAGAAUAAUAGUGAAGACAUCAAAACUAUGAAAUAACCAAAAAAGUGUUAAACAAAUCAAAAUAUAUUUUAUAUUUGAGAUUCUUCAAAUAGCCACCCUUUGCCUUGGUGACAGCUUUGCACACUCUUGGCAUUAUCUCAACCAGCUUCAUGAGGUAGUCACCUGGAAUGCAUUUCAAUUAACAGGUGUGCCUUAAGUUAAUUUGUGGAAUUUCUUUCCUUCUUAAUGCGUUUGAGCCAAUCAGUUGUGUUGUGACAAGGUAGGGGGGUAUACAGAAGAUAGCCCUAUUUGGUAAAAGACCAAGUCCAUAUUAUGGCAAGAACAGCUCAAAUAAGCAAAGAGAAACGACAGUCUAUCAUUACUUUAAGAAAUGAAGGUCAGUCAAUACGGAACAUUUCAAGAACUUUGAAAGUUUUUUCAAGUGCAGUCGCAAAAACCAUCAAGCGCCAUGAUGAAACUGGCUCUAAUGAGGACCGCCACAGGAAAGGAACACCCAGAGUUACGUCUGCUGCAGAGGAUAAGUUCAUUAGACUUAACUGCACCUCAGAUUGCAGCCCAAAUAAAUGCUUCACAGAGUUCAAGUUAACAGACACAUCUCAACAUCAACUGUUCAGAGGAGACUGCGUGAAUCAGGCCUUCGUGGUCUGAUUAACUUGAACUUCAUUGCUGCAAAGAAACCACUACCAAAGGACACCAAUAAGAAGAAGAGACUUGCUUGGGUCAAGAAACACGAGCAAUGGACAUUAGACCGGUGGAAAUCCGUGCUUUGAGGCCAAAUUUGAGAUUUUUAGUUCCAACCGCCAUGUUUUUGUGAGACGCGGAGUAGGUGAACGGAUUAUCUCCGCAUGUGUGGUUCCCACCGUGAAGCAUGGAGGAGGAGGUGUGAGGGUGCUUUGCUGGUGACAUUGUCAGUGAUUUAUUUUGAAUUUAAGGCACACUUAACCAGCAUGGCUACCACAGCAUUCUACCGCGAAAUGCCAUCCCAUCUUGUUUGCGCUUAUUGGGACAAUAAUUUGUUUUUCAACAGGACAAUGACCCAACACACCUCCAGGCUAUGUAAGGGCUAUUUGACCAAGGAGAGUGAUGGAGUGCUGCAUCAGAUGACCUGGCCCCCACAAUCACCCGACCUCAACCCAUUUGUGAUGGUUUGGGAUGAGUUGGACAGCAGAGUGAAGGAAAAGCAGCCAACAAGUGCUCAGCAUAUGUGGGAACUCCUUCAAGACUGUUGGAAAAGCAUUCCAGGUGACUAUCUCAUGAAGCUGGUUGAGAGAAUGCUAAGAGUGUGCAAAACUGUCAUCAAGGCAAAGGGUGGCUACUUUGAAGAAUCUCAAAUAUAAAAUAUAUUUUGAUUUGUUUAACACUUUUUUGGUUACUACAUGAUUCCAUAUGGAUUAUUUCAUAGUUUUGAUGUCUUCACUAUUAUUCUACAAUGUAGAAAAUUGUAAAAAUAAAGAAAAACCCUUGAAUGAGUAGAUGUGUUCAAACGUUUGCCUGGUACUGUAAGUAAGCUAACUAACCCUGUGUUCUGUGUUUCAGGAGCGUUCCCCGGAGCAGUUUGGGCUCAUGUUCCGGACCCUGCCUCCCCUGACGUCCGGCUACCUCAAUACCUCCACACCCCUGCCUGUGUCCAGCCAGACCAUCCCCUCCAGCCUGCCCCCCAAGGAGCUAACCAACAGAAAGGUGCACAACGGCGUUCACCAACACAGGAGCACUGGGUCUAUCAAGAAGGGUAUAUACACUGAACUACAUUGCAUUACAUUGCAGGCAUAUCUGUUUUGAAUGUUGAACUAUUUAGAAAACACACAUAUUUGGGACUGAAGCGUUACAUUUACAACAGCUAGCAUGUUCCUUUUUUUAUUUAGCACAUCACACUGCAACUGUUCAACUGUUUCCUAACUUUCCUUGAGCCUAUACAGUGGGGGAAAAAAGUAUUUAGUCAGCCACCAAUUGUGCAAGUUCUCUCACUUAAAAAGAUGAGAGAGGCCUGUAAUUUUCAUCAUAGGUAAACGUCAACUAUGACAGACAAAAUGAGAUUUUUUUUCUCCAGAGAAUCACAUUUUAGGAUUUUUAAUGAAUUUAUUUGCAAAUUAUGGUGGAAAAUAAGUAUUUGGUCAAUAACAAAAGUUUCUCAAUACUUUGUUAUAUACCCUUUGUUGGCAAUGACACAGGUCAAACGUUUUCUGUAAGUCUUCACAAGGUUUUCACACACUGUUGCUGGUAUUUUGGCCCAUUCCUCCAUGCAGAUCGCCUCUAGAGCAGUGAUGUUUUGGGGCUGUCGCUGGGCAACACAGACUUUCAACUCCCUCCAAAGAUUUUCUAUGGGGUUGAGAUCUGGAGACUGGCUAGGCCACUCCAGGACCUUGAAAUGCUUCUUACGAAGCCACUCCUUCGUUGCCCGGGCGGUGUGUUUGGGAUCAUUGUCAUGCUGAAAGACCCAGCCACGUUUCAUCUUCAAUGCCCUUGCUGAUGGAAGGAGGUUUUCACUGAAAAUCUCACGAUACAUGGCCCCAUUCAUUCUUUCCUUUACACGGAUCAGUCGUCCUGGUCCCUUUGCAGAAAAACAGCCCCAAAGCAUGAUGUUUCCACCCCCAUGCUUCACAGUAGGUAUGGUGUUCUUUGGAUGCAACUCAGCAUUCUUUGUCCUCCAAACACGACGAGUUGAGUUUUUACCAAAAAGUUAUAUUUUGGUUUCAUCUGACCAUAUGACAUUCUCCCAAUCCUCUUCUGGAUCAUCCAAAUGCACUCUAGCAAACUUCAGACGGGCCUGGACAUGUACUGGCUUAAGCAGGGGGACACGUCUGGCACUGCAGGAUUUGAGUCCCUGGCGGCGUAGUGUGUUACUGAUGGUAGGCUUUGUUACUUUGGUCCCAGCUCUCUGCAGGUCAUUCACUAGGUCCCCCCGUGUGGUUCUGGGAUUUUUGCUCACCGUUCUUGUGAUCAUUUUGACCCCACAGGGUGAGAUCUUGCGUGGAGCCCCAGAUCGAGGGAGAUUAUCAGUGGUCUUGUAUGUCUUCCAUUUCCUAAUAAUUGCUCCCACAGUUGAUUUCUUCAAACCAAGCUGCUUACCUAUUGCAGAUUCAGUCUUCCCAGCCUGGUGCAGGUCUACAAUUUUGUUUCUGGUGUCCUUUGACAGCUCUUUGGUCUUGGCCAUAGUGGAGUUUGGAGUGUGACUGUUUGAGGUUGUGGACAGGUGUCUUUUAUACUGAUAACAAGUUCAGACAGGUGCCAUUAAUACAGGUAACGAGUGGAGGACAGAGGAGCCUCUUAAAGAAGAAGUUACAGGUCUGUGAGAGCCAGAAAUCUUGCUUGUUUGUAGGUGACCAAAUACUUAUUUUCCACCAUAAUUUGCAAAUAAAUUCAUUAAAAAUCCUACAAUGUGAUUUUUUCUUCUCAAUUUGUCUGUCAUAGUUGACGUGCACCUAUGAUGAAAAUUACAGGCCUCUCUCAUCUUUUUAAGUGGGAGAACUUGCACAAUUGGUGGCUGACUAAAUACUUUUUUCCCCCACUGUAUAUUCCUUUUAAGAAGUCAAGAUUCUUGUGAUAUUUUGUUGAUGGCAGAAAAGAGGUCAGAGGAGAAGGGAAGAGAUGAGGUAGAAGGCAGCGCUGUGGAGAACAUGAUGGACAACGAGAGUGUUAAAGAUCUGGGAGACACCACAGACUUCCUCAACAUGGUGAGUCACCAACUCUGAUCCAAUUCUGUCCUGUACAUUCUGUGGUGCAUUCAUACAAAAGUUCUGAACAAAAAUCUCUUCUUCUUUGUGGCAGACUCAUGUGAUGAAAAUGGACCCCAGUGACAAGAUGUUGACGUUGUCCCCUGUGCAGAAGGUAAGACGCAUACUCAGUAUAACGGUCAACUAAGGAUUUUUCUUAGUAUGAUCAAGCUGCUUCUGCAUACCGACCAGCAGGCUCCUUGCAAAAUUACUCACUAUUAUCAAUAUCAGUGUUCCUGAAUAAGGGACGAUCUGACUGAGGAACUUAGGGCGUACAGUUUAAUUUCUGUCACGCUAGGCAUUCUACUUCCCUGUACCAUUUACAGUGACUAUCCACCAUCUCUCUGUAUGUUUCUUUCAGCAUUGAGUUCCAUUGAGUUCUUCACUCUGUUUUCUCUGUAUGCAUGUUUACUAUUUUCCUCUAACACUUUCAUAUUUUUUUCAUCCUCUGCUUUCUGGCGCUGGUGAUAGAGGAAGGGUAAGCUUGUGAAAGGGUAUGGUAAGGCUGGGGAACAGCCAGAACUCUGUACCCCUAGGAGGGUGGAUCCCAGCCCGCGGCGGGCACUGCCCACAGAGCUGCUGAGGAGCUCCAGUGACAGGUCUCUGGUGGUAGAGAAGAGACCGCGCCACAGGGCUGCCCAGGGCAAAGGCAGUGGCAAGGAGAACCUCAUUAUGGCUCUGGAGGAGAUAAAGCCUGCUGAGCCGAAGGCUGUCCCUGCCCAGCCCUCCAGCAUAGGGGACAUUAGCAAGGCCAAGUCCAAACUCUGUCCGUCUGCACAGAAAAGCCAACCGUUAGCAGUGGAGAGAAAAGUGAAGAAAGUGAGGGAGAGAUUUGUUGUGGAUUCUAAGGCAAUCCAAAUGAAGAGCGCAACCAAAGGUCAAAGUGCAGAGGUCAAAAAUACUCUCUUAGAGGUCAACCCUAUAUCUACAAAGGUGAAAAGUCAACAUGUAGCUGUUAAGAGGACACCAGCUAGAAAGAGUGUCACAAAAUCACAAGGCCUUAAGUUAACUGAUGCGCUGCCUGUGAAAAAUACAACUAAACCAGACGUGGUGUCUGAAGUGCCACAAAAAACUAAGAAUGAAAACACAGAACGAGAAAAGGGCAAACCCAAGACUGAACUGCUUGAACAGACACCGCAGUGCAGCUUACUGACCGGAGUGGCCUCUCUGGUGUCAGGCGUGGGGCUAGUGGCAGCAGCCAGACAGUUGGGUUCUCCCUCAGACAGUGAGUCCGUCCAGAGUCCGAGCAGGGCCCAGAGGUUCAGCAGACAGAGUGCUGAGGACGCCCAGUCUUCCUGGAGCCAGUCGUCUAAAUCCAUGGCCUCUGAACCAGGAGGCAAGAGAACAGCAGUCAGCAUCAACAUCAUCCCCGCUCCAGGGAGCUCUGAUCAGGUGGCGGAGGAGGAGGAAUGCAGGUCCUACUCUGGUCCCCCAGACAACGGAGGACAGGAGGAGAGGGGAGACGAGACAGGGAGCAACGACGAUCAGACACCAGCCAAGCAGGAGGAAGAGAGUGAGGAUGAUGACACAGUGAAGGUGGAGGAGGAUGGAGGGAUCUCUGAAUUAGAGGAGGAGAGCGAGGGAGGAGAUGAGCAAUGUGAGACUGAAACAGAUCGGGGAGAAGAGAGGGAGUUAGAGGAUGCAGAGAAAGAGGAGAGUGGACUGGAGGAAGAGGAGGGUGACAGGAUGAGUAGCCCGGUGGGAGGAGAGGGAGAGAGUGUGGGAGAGGAGGAAGAAGAGGGGGAGGGAGAGAGCAAGGCGAGUGAGGUAGAGGAGGAGGAAGAGGGUGGGGAAGUAUCGCAGAGUGACACUGAGAGCAAGAGUAAGGAAUCUGAUUAUGAAGAGGAGGAGGAAGAAAGUGAGGAAGAGGAUGAGAGUGUAGGAUCUGUAGAGGAAUCUGCAGAUGAGGAAUAUGAGACUGAGGCAGACAGUGGAACAAAAGCAGAGGAAGAGGAUGAGAGCAGUACUGCAGAGGACGAGAAAGAAGAGGAUAAGAGUGAGGAGGAGGAGGCUGAAGAAGAAGCCGGAGAGGAGGAGGAGAGUGAAGAUGAGGAAGAAGCUGAGGAGGAGAGUGAAAAUAAGGAAGAAGCUGAGGAGGAGAGUGAAGAUGAGGAAGAAGCUGAGGAGGAGAGUGAAGAUGAGGAAGAAGCUGGAAAGGAGGAGAAGAGUGAAGAUGAGGAAGAAGGAGAGAAGGAGGAGAGUGAAGGAGAGGAGGAGAGUGAAGAUGAGGAAGAAGCUGAGGAGGAGAGUGAAAAUAAGGAAGAAGCUGAGGAGGAGAGUGAAGAUGAGGAAGAAGCUGAGGAGGAGAGUGAAGAUGAGGAAGAAGCUGGAAAGGAGGAGAAGAGUGAAGAUGAGGAAGAAGGAGAGAAGGAGGAGAGUGAAGGAGAGGAGGAGAGUGAAGAUGAGGAAGAAGCUGAGGAGGAGAGUGAAGAUAAGGAAGAAGCUGAGGAGGAGAGUGAAGAUGAGGAAGAAGCUAGAAAGGAGGAGGAGAGUGAAAGUGAGGAAGAAAAAGAGGAGGAGGAGGAGAGUGAAGAUGAGGAAGAAGAAGAAGCUGGAGAGGAGGGUGAAGAUGAGGCAGAGGAGGAGGAGGAAGAAGAGGAGGAGGUGGUUGACAAAAAGAAAGCAAAGAAAGACAGGGAGAGUCAUCAGAAUGUUGCAGCCAGAGGUAACGGGUCCAAACAGAGGUCAGGGAAAGGGGAAGAGUUCUGGGACAAUGUUUUACCUCAGUACCUCAAUCUCAAAUGAUAGCCCUAUCUGUUCUGUUCUGUUCCAAACCAGUGCGGUCUGUCAUCUUCUCUCAACAACACUCUUCAUUGAGCAUUUUAAUGCCUUUUUACAACCCAUAGUGUUUUGUGUACUUUAGAUUGUUCUAUCUUUACUGUCUAUCACUGUUUUUAUUCAUGUAUAUCAACUGCAUGUCAACAGCAUUGUCUGUCAAACUCCUUGUAUAGACCUUUACCAUGUUACAGGGCAGCUAAGAAUUUAUGCCUAAAUGCUUUUUUGAACCCCCUUUUCAACUUUGUUCUUCUGUAAAGACAAUUUACCAGUACUAGCUACUAUUUUCCAGGUAUGCUCUCCAACGAUUUUGUACAACUUUUUUCUUUAUCAUGACUUAUUAUAUAUAAUGAAUAUUACAGAAUUGUUUUAUUUAUGUUUAAAUAAAUAUUUGUUGUGCUAAAACUCUAUCAAAAUCAGUGUCAAGAACUAGUCCCAUCACGUACGGUCCAUAUCAUAUCAUUUGUGUUGAACACAUUCUCUACACAUGAAUACAUAGUGCUGUUUGCAUUAAACUGUUCCAGUGGCAGGUGGGAUCCAUUUUCUUCCUUUAACCAUGUCUGUAAUCCCUUAGCUCCCUGUUGUGACUCCCCCAUCCAUAUCCAAUGUGAAGCAACCACCUCUAGUCUUCCUCUAGUCUCUUUUAGUGCUGACUUCCUCAACAGUGUGUGUGUGUGUGCCUGUGUAGUUUCUCCCCUGUGACUAAGUUGUAUGUUACCUAUUUUACUAUCGCUUGUUUUAACCAGUCUGCUCCACUCAUUCCCAUCCCUUUUUGCAGGAUUCACGAGCUAAAGAGGAGGAAGAACAUGAAGAGGAAGAUGAUGAGGAAGAUGAGGAGGAAGAUGAUGAGGAGAACAAAGCAGAGGAGAUAGAGAAAUCUCAGGACACGGAGGGACAAUCGGUACAGGGUCAGAGCCAGUUCACAGCAGAACCCCUCCAGGUACGCUACCCUACAGAUUACCCUAAUCUACAGAUUUAGGACCUGUAUGUUUGUUAACUUCUAAGACAGAAUUCCCUCUUCCUAGGGACCAGAGGGUGUGAAAGAAGAAACUCUCCCAGACGGUGUGCAGAAAGGUGAGCAUAAAAGAGAUGUUCUGAAAUGUCUGACAAACAGGUGACCUUUGUCUUCAACUGUUUAUGUGGUUAAUGCUUUACUGUCUCUGUGCUGUGGGUGGAUGGAUUAUCAUGAAGUAUCUGUCUGUUGUGUCCAGUUACAGAGGACUCAGGUCAGCCCAGUCCUUUGGCUCCGACAGAGGAGAUCUCUGCAUCCAGCACUCAGCCGCAGAAUCGAACAACCGAGGAGAAAUCCAAGCGCCAACCAGGGACCAACAGAAAGGUAUAACAGAAAGCCAUUGGAACAAAGAAGUAGAAGUUAAAGAACAGAAAAGCACUUCAUAAAGCUCUGUGAACGUCAGUGAUUGAGUAGGUCAGAUCUCACUGUGUUCUCUCCUCUCUACUGCCCUCAGCUGUCGCUGUUCAAACGCCUGUCCUCCUCCAAAGCCAAGCAGGCUGAGGAGAGUGUGGAAGCACCAGCAGAGGGCACCGGCGUGGGGGAGCUACCUGCCAGUGCCAAGGGUCCCUCUGCAGGACUGAAGAGCAGAGACCCAUCAGAGACCAGCGCUAGUGGUGCCCAGCCCCCUCUGAGAGCCCCCUUGCACCCAGGUGGUAGAGGUGCACGCUCUACCACCUGCACCCUACUGUGA